UCCGGGGAGGAGAGGAAAUGGUUGCAUGAGUGACAGAGAUGAAGCGGGAUGGAUUCAGCCCGGGGCCACUGGCGAGGGCGGGGCCCCCGGUGUGCAGAUAAGGCCGUGGCACGGCCCUGCCUCAGCGCAUUAGGCAAUCCUCGGCUGAGCAGCGUGUAGGUGAGAAGCGCGCUUCCCCCCCCAACCCCCCCCCAACAGCCCGGGAGGCUGUCUGCCCUCCUGGGCUCCGCCCUCCAGAACUCUGCAUGGGCCGCGACGGCCAAGCCUGGGAAGAUGCACAGGUCGAGGGCCGUGGGCAAAAUCAAAAAGCGCCUUCAAGAGGUCAAGAACCAAUGGAGCCGCCUAGCCAAGGCCGACUUCAGUCACAACGAAAGCGCCCGGCUGGCCGUGGACGCUCUCCUGGACGGCGGUCCCGAGGCCUACCAUGCGGCCCUGGGCAAGGAGGGGGAGGUGGACUUCCUGUCCUCGGUGGAGGCUCGGUACAUCCAGGACAACACCAAAGAGCCCUACUACGCUCAGGAGCCCCUCGGGGACGCAGAGCCCGGCCCCAGGGCCAGUGACGCCAGUUCGGGCCAGUCUGGGACCUACUUCCCCGUGCAGUCCGAGGGCAGCGAGCCUGCCGUGCUGCACACUUGGAGCGAGGCCCACAAGCCCUACUUGAAGGACAAGGCCAGCGCCACCGUGUACUUUCAGACGGACAAGCACAACAACAUCAGGGACCUCAUCCGCCGCUGCAUCAGCAGGACCAGCCAGGUCCUGCUCAUCCUAAUGGACGUAUUCACGGAUACAGAGAUCUUCUGUGAUGUGUUGGAGGCAGCCAACAAGCGGGGUGUAUUUGUCUGUGUGCUCCUCAACCAGUGUGGUGUGAAGCUCUUUCGAGAGAUGUGUGAGAAAGCUGAAAUCCUGGACAGUCACCUGAAGAACAUUUCAAUCCGGAGCGUGGAAGGGGAAACAUACUGUGCCAAGUCUGGCAAGAAGUUCUCAGGCCAGAUCCAGGAAAAGUUCAUCAUCUCUGAUUGGAGAUAUGUCCUGUCUGGAUCUUACAGUUUCUCAUGGCUAUGUGGCCAAGUCCACAGGAACUUCCUGUCCAAGUUCACGGGCCAGCCGGUGGAGCUGUUUGAGGAGGAGUUCCGCCAUCUGUACGCCUCCUCCAAACCUGUGAUGGGCCAGCGAUCUCCUGGGCUGGUCAGGCCCCUCCGGCCGAGGGGAGGGUCCACAUUCCCUCAGGACAGCUUCACUGACAGCAGCUGUCCAUCCAGUGACCACACACCCUCCGACCCCUUCAGCGACCCCUCUGCUAGCGGCGAUGCCCACCACCGGUCUCACACUGUGUCUUCAGGGACCAGUAGCCCCUCGGCUCCGAACCCCCCACUUCCCAGGGCCCACUGCUUCCAGAGUUACGUCCCCUGGGCACCCCAGCCUCCUAAGGUCAGCUACCAGACAAGGCAUUAUGUCCCUGAUGGCCCUGCAGGCCUCUAUAGCAAUCUCAAUGUCUACAGGCCUGGGAGGCUGCGGCUAGAGGACUUGGGCCUCGGGCCCAGGCAGGCCCUUGGCUGGAGGCCCUUUUCCCAGCUUCACCUGGUGUCGGAUUAAUCCCUCAACGAUACCGGGUAGGAGCCGAGUCCUCCCAUACCCCCAGCUAGGAUGUCCCGGUUGCAGUCCUACGUUCCCAGGCCUCGGGUCCUCCUUGGAAGGCCCAGGGGAUUUGAUAACGCCUUCAAUUGGAGGUAUUAACUCAGGAAAAAAUUCCUGCGGAGAUUUAAGGACUCUCAGACAAAGCAGCCUCCCUUUCCCUUCCUUGGGGAGGCCUCUGGGCCUUAGUGUUCCUAGGUAACCUCGACUUGGGCUCACUAACUAAGCAUGUUCUGGGUCUCAAUUCGAUUCAACCUGUAUUGAACAUCUCCAGGCCUAAACUGACCACUGGGGAUGCAAAGACAAAAAAGAGUGGAAAAUUAAUCUCCACUCUCCCAGGAAGAUUUUGUGUUUUAUGGAUGGAGGUAAUACGCCACUUGAUAAUGGUAGAAUUGUUCUCCUGCCUCCACAUCCGUAAGCUGUCUUCCCCUGCAAUUCUCAGAUAAUUUCAGACAUUAACCCUGACAACGGAGUGUGCGGUCUAGACAAAGGUCUACCUAGAGGUCAGGAGGGCGCAGUGCUGAUUUGGGUUGGAAGAUAUAUUGGCUUGGGCUGGAGGGGAGUUCCUGGGGAGCUUGGGGGCUCAGGGGUCCUAAUAGGCUGCCAGAAUUCCUGGAGAGCCUGUGCUAUCAUGAGGCCCAUGGGCAUCUGGGGGAACAUCUCUACACAUGAACUGCUGGGAGUGCAUAAGAGUGAGUAUCCAUCCACGUCCACCAGCUACGACUGAUGAACAGACUGCGUGGAAAGGACACUUGUGCCCCCCCCGGGACCCCUCCCAGGACAGGGCCACUUCACUAGCCAGCCCUCCCCUCAGCCCCCCAAACCCCAACCUCCCAACUUGUUCUGCUGUGGCUGGUUUGCUCUUGACCAGUGAUCAUUAGAUCCUUCCACUCAAAGCCAGAAAUCACUUUUAUGCUGAGGCCAAAGAACUCUCCUUGGUGCCUUCCAUUUGUGACACCAGCAAGAUGCUUUGAAGUUGGAAUGAAUCAACUGUCCUUGGGGCCUGGUUCCCUUCAGUCACAAAUUCCUGUCCACCUUUACAGAAUGUUCCUGACUCCAUUUCGGGGAGACUGACCAACAGCCCAACUCUCUUUUGUUCUGUGCUUUCUUCUUCUCUCUCCUAAUACUAACAGUCAUUAAACUGCUGGUACAUCACCCAGAUACCAAUCUUUUCCCCAUCGGAGCUGUAAUAUCUCUCGUCACAGCUGAUGGGAAUAAAAAAGUCAGAUGUUGUAUUCCACUAAGAUGACAACACAGGCAGGAAAUCAGUGAAUCCUUCACUGGGCAAGAGGAUUCGAAAGAGAUCCUUGGAAGUUCUAAAGACCCUAAAUUUAGGGGCAGCCAGGUAGCACAGUAGAUAGAGUUGCCAAGCCUGGAGUUGGGAGGACCUGGGUCCAAAUCUGACCUCAGACAUUUCUAAGAUAUGUGAACCCUGGACAAGCCACUUUAACCUCAUUUGUCUAGCCCUUGCCCUUUGUCUUAGAGUUGUUACUAAGACAGAAAGUAAGGAUUUUUUUUUUAAGUCAUUAAAUUUGAUCCAUCAAACUUGAUACUGGGCAUUUUACCCUAAGGUGGUCAAAGACCAAAAGAAAAGUCUGAUAUACAUGAAAAUAUUCUUAGCAACACUUUUUUUUUUUGGUAAUAGCAAAGAACUAGAAACUAGGGGGUGGAGGGAAUGCACAUCACCUGGGAUAAUCAUUAUAUAAACUGUGGUAUUUGAAGAGAAUAGAAUAUUAUCAUGAUGAAAAAAUGGACAAAUAGAAGGAUCUCUGAGAAACAAUUGGAAAGACUUAUAUGAACUGAUGUACAGUAAAGUAAGCAGAGCCAGAAAAACAAUACACACAAAGACUAUAAUGCAAAUGAAAACACACCAAAAGAUAAUGAAACCCAAGGUUAAUUAAAAUUAGUCAUUGAGGUCUUAGAGAAUGGGCUCCCCUCCCUAUGCCUUUGGAAGUGGUCAUUCUGUCAAGCAAGGUCUGGCUAAUAAUUGUUUUUCUUCAUUUAAAGGGAGGAUUCAGUGGUAGGGGUUGGAGGUAUAGCAGGAAAUUCCUGGGGUAUAAAAACCAAAAAGCAUCAAUAUGACUUUGAAAAAAAUAGAUGUUCAGUACAAUCAACUUCACUGAGUUCUAGUCCCUCUGCCUGCCCUGUACUGUCUUUACACCCCAAUCCCUGUCCCAGGCUGUUUUUCCUACACAAACCUAUUAAUUCCUCUGUUAUUGACCCUGGCUUUGUCUCCAGGCACCCACAAAUUCUAGGAAUUGCAUCAUUAUUGAUGAACCCUUAGCAGGGAUGAAUUCUCAAGGGCCACACAAACAAACCUGUUUCCCUAACCCUGUGGCAUGGUAGAAAGUGUUCUCUUACCUUGUGCCCCCCAUGCAGAGUUUCCUUGUUCUCAAUGUGCUUCUUCAGAGUGGCUGAGAUGAAUCCCAAGCAGAGGCUCUAUUUUUUUUCCCUACUUGAUCCUGGGAGCUGUUUGACAUAGAGAAGCUGUCAUUCACUUUCACAGCUUCCUUUUGAAGAGCAUGUGUCAGAAAAAACUGCAAGGAGAAACUGUAAAUAUUUCAGACAAAUCUAAGCAUCAACACAAACUUUGGUGUCUCUCUCUAUAAGACAUGCUUUUAAGGGGACUUACUAAUAAUGCUUUAUCUCAAGUGAGGAUUUGUACAGCAAUGGUAACCCAUGGCAGAGGUCCUGAAGUGGGGAGAAAAUAUUCUUGUAGGUCCUUUAAAAUCUGGAAGCGAAGGGAUCUAUGGGAGCCAAUCUCCAGUUACUGAAGUUAUCAGAAUUGAAAGGUAUCCCAACUUUUUUUCCAUCACACUGACCAAUGAAUGAAUGCUCAAAGCACUAAGACUUUAUUAUGGCAUAUUUUAACUCACACAAAGGAAGGUUUGGCUAAUGGUGAUAUCCAAAGGCAGAAGCACAGGGGCCCGUGCUACAAAAGAAAAAUAUAAUUAAGGCAGCCACAGGCAGCUCUGCAUCAGAGCCAUGACUAAUACCCAGAAAGCAUGCCAGCAGCUAAUUCCUGCAAACCCAGGCAUAGAAGGGAUAUGACCAUGAUGCUCAGGUUUUCUAGGGAGGGGAAGGGUCAAUCUCCCUUGGGUGUAUCUGAUUUUCCAUUUCUAAUAUAACAAGGAUGCUGCUGCAGAUUGAAUACUAUGGGGCAUUGGACAUUUACAUUUCCAGAAUGGAAGUUUCCAGAUAUAAAAGAUUCUGGAGGAAGGAAGGAAAGUUUCCCUGGAAGAGACAGUCUGUCUUAUGGAAAGGCUUCAAAGUCCAGGGAGGAUUAGCAAACUCCCCUCAUCAAUAAGCUGAUCCUACCUGGGGACAACUAUACUCAAUUGGGCAUGCACACUGUCAUUGCCAAUGGGGUGUAAUUAAAUUUUAAAAUUACAAUAAAAUAGGCAAGAGAGUGAGUUCCAUGCUAGCGUGGGACCCACUACUCAAACAUUGACUCUUGGGGAGAAUGGGGGGAAAAGAAAGAAUUAGAAUUCUCAGCCACCUGUAAGGAAAGGUUCUUUGGCACCCUUCUUAUCCACUCUUUGUAUCCCUUUCCCAUGAAUCUGCACUAUCAAAGACAUGUUCAUAAAGGGAUCCCUGACUUAGUUUAUAAAAAAGCCUUCUUAAGGAGGGUUCCCUAUCCCUUCCACAUACUUGGACCUCAUCUUUGGUCAGUAAUAUCCUUCUGUAAUGGCUGAGAUUCUUGAGAGUUCUUAAUUUUAAAUUGAUUAGCUGACUACUCAAGCAAACCAAACAGUAGACUCCCUCCACAACCCAAGCGGAUACCAAAAAGAGUAAGGGGGACAAAAAAGUGGGGCCAAAGAGAGGGAGCACAAAGGCCAGUAUGUACCUUAGGACCCUCCCCUACACAUCCCAAGACAUCUCCGAUUGGUAAACAGUCAUUAGUCACUGAGGAGGCAGACUGAAUUCCUCCAACACCCAUUUCAUCACAGGAAGAGGUGGGUCUUGGGAGGACACCAAUACACCCCUUGCUCCUAGCCAAGCAGCUGGGUCACUCCAACAUGACUACCCAUCACACUCUUAAAUCAAGGAUCACCAUACUUCCCAACAUGGUGGACUAGAGCUUCUUGAUUGAAUCUUUGAAGUGGGUCAAGUGGCUGCUUGACCCUGCCCCUAAUCCAGUCAUCCCUCCUAAGAUCCAAACAAAAGGAGGAAGAUCCCAACCCAGCUCUAUAGUCUUGGAGGAGAAAUUGUAGCCUCAACUUAGAAUCAGAUUUUCAGGGAGACUAAAGGAACCUAUCACAAUCCAAUAUUAAUUUUCCUUACUUAAGCAGUCCUUGCACUUAAAAGUAACUUGUUACAUUUGCCUCUGAAGCUGAUGACAAACUGGAUUUUUGGACCUUGCUUCCUUUAAUCCCGCUUUGAUAUUGUAAAUCCAUCCAGUGUCUGUAGAGUAUUCAAAAAAAUACACUAGAGGAUCUUGUAGUCAACCAGGUUGGGGAGUGGAGCUGGGGAUGGUAAAGGGAAAAUUUUAAAUUUCUUGGAGACUCUUCCCCCCUGCCAUCAUCACCUCUCACCUUCUUGAGGCUAUUCACACUCUAAUUCUUCUCACUGCUCAAAAGCACCUGGGACCAAUUCAGGGCUUGGUAGCACCACUCGCAACCUUGAAACCACAAAUUCUUAAUAAAGUCUUGAUUGAUGAUUUAUCGGCAUGUCCAGAUAGCAACAAUAAUAUCAAGCACCAGUUUGGUCCUUUCCUUUUUAGCAGGUCUGCCAAAAAAAAAUGUUCAAUCUUAUAUAUGGCACCAAACAGGAACACUAUGCACAGAUAAAUCAUACAGCUGGUUAACUCUUUCCUUUUUUCCAUCAAUAUUAGUCCUACUAAAGUUGGCAGUGGUAGACAAGUUGUUCAAGCAAAGGAAAGAAAGAAAAACAGUAUUUAACAUCAUCACAGUAACUAAAGGCCUACACAGUACUUUCCACGCAUUUCUCUGACAAAUUAGCUACAGGGAUAUCGUCAGAUGUGAAAUAAACUGUGAUCCUUUCCAUUUUCAUUGUCUGCUUUGCCAAGGAAGUCGUCUUCCUCCUGUUUCAGGCUGGCCCUAACCUGCUCUGGACUUCAUUCUGCUUUUUAGUUUUUUCCAUUCUUGUUUAGCCUCACUUUGUUGUUCAGCUGCUCUUAUUGCUUCAAACACUUAAAGAAACAUUGAAAAAUUCAACACCCAUGAUCUUCCCCAUUCAAGCAUUCAGAUUUCUCUGCUUAGCAGAAUCAGUGGGUUUUUUUGAAGGGGGAAUCAGUCUUUGGUUUGCAAACUUUAUAAUUCCACUUGGAAUUCAUGAUUAUAUAGCAAUUACAGUUAAAGAUAUUCUUCCAAAGGUAACAGCUCAAUUCAACAAGCUUGGAGGAGGGAUGGGAAAGUAUUUGACCAUAAGACUUUAACAAUCUUAUCAAAUAAAACAUUUUGUUUUAGCUCUGAGACAGCACACAUGCCAUGGUCUUUGUUUUUUUCCACCAACAUGAAAGCCAUUUUUUAAUGGUACCCACUAAGUCCUGUCUCCCUCCCUCCAAAUGAAACCAAGCUCAAUAGAGACUAAUAAAUAAUGUCUGAGGAAUUUAACAGCCCCUAACUCCUUAAGAAAGAGAUGGAGAAGUAAAAUCACCAUAGAUUCUCCUGCCUUUUGAGUAGUUUUGUGUAAAUACCUGGAAUUUCCUGGGACUGAAAUCACCUUGGCGAGUAGAUUUGGCAAUCCACAGUUAUGUGGUGAGUUUAUUUGGUCACCACUGGACUCACAAGGAGGGAAUAUUUUAGUAAUACUUAAGGAAGGUCAAAGGAAUGAUCCAUGGAAUUGGGUAAUAAACUAGAGGACUUAUCCUCCCAAAUGCACACAUUUUGUCUCUUGGGGCCCCAGAAUUAAGGUCACAUUUUGAUUAUGGAAAAGCCUCUCUGCUAACAACUGCUGUUGAAAUUUAAAAGCAGAAUGAGCUCCUAGGGUAGGUAGUUGGGCUCCCCUCAGUGGAAGUCUUCAAGCAAAGGCUAGAUGUCUGCUUGUCGAGUAUGUUGUAGAAAGGAUUCUUUGGGGGCAUGGAUUGGGCCAGAUGGCCUGUGAAGACCCUUCUAACUCUGAAAUUCAUGUAAAUCAGAACUAGGUAUAAGCCAGUUUGAGAAGUAGAAGAAUAGAAGAGGAAAGCCAGAAUCCCCAUUCAACUUUGGUAGUCUUUGACAUGGUCCUUCCUGGAAGCUUCACCUUUCCUCCCUGGACUUCCCAGUGAGCUACUUAUCAUCUGAAAGAUAUCAGAUUAUUCCAAAAAGAGAGCCACUAGUCUGAUCCUUCUGACACAGUCUGUCCUGGUACACUGAAGGAAUCUGGGAGUUUAAAGGAUUCCCAAAAAGAAGUUGGUGCUUAAAGCACCAAACCUUCAUUUUAGUACCUUUUUUUUUAUGUAAGAGAAGGCUUGACUUAAAGAGAUAUUGUAUUAGUCCCUCUUUGCUUGCUACAUCCUGCAACACCUUUUUUCUAUCUAUUUGUAUAAAACCCAAUAACUUAUGAUCUUGGUUUCAUAAAUUUUUUCUCCCAUGAGAUGCUACAUCUGAAUACCUGGGUUUAGCUCCUGAUUUAAUAGCUAAAUGCAUGGCUUUAAUGUCUGUCACUUCUUCAUCUGUCCUUAAUCGGCAAUGUUUGCAGGAUAUGUUUUUCUUAUAUUUGUAAUAUGAUUUUCCCUGUGUGCUUUUGUUAUUUGCCUCAUACUUCUUUUUCAAAUAGCAGUCCUUCAUUAAGUGACCGACCUUAUGGCAUAAGAAACACUGUCUGGUUUCUCUUUGUCUCCUACUCUGUUGGUAUGAGGGUCUCUGGAGUAUGUCUUGAUUGUGUGUAAAUUCUUAAUUUCAUCUAUCUCUUUCAAUGUUUUCUGUGUCUUGCAAUUUCUGUUUCAAUUCUGUCAUUUGUUUCUGUUGGUCAUUAUGACUGUCAAAUAAGUAGGAUGCAGCUUCUCAAAGUUCAGGCAGAGUAACUGUGUCAUAUUUGGGAAAAUAGUUCUUUAAAAAAUUUCUUAGGUGUAAUGUGCAACCCCUAAGGAAUUGUCUCCUUACAUGAGCCACAGACUCUUCUGAAUUUUUUUCUAAGACCAUAAUGGAAUCUGCUGUUUCGAACAGGCUAUCUAUAAAGCUUGCAGGAUGCUCAGUCUUCUCUUGCACCAGUUUGCCAAAUUUUCCCCAUGCAUUGGGUUUAGAGCAAAAUGUUUUUAUAGCUUGGAGCAGAUCCUCUCUAUACUUUCUAAGAUAAGUCAUGCAGGCAGGAUUUGAAAAAUCAAAAUCCUCCCUCUGUUCCUCAGUAGGCCAGUUUGUAAGAGUGCUGACAAUUCUAGUUUUCUCAAUGAACUGCCUGUGUUCAUGGGGGCUAAACAAUUCAGAAAGAAGAAAUUCUGUAUCAAAACUUGGCUCAAAUAUUUUAAACACCCUUUUCAGCUCCUUAUGGGCCCUUUGGGCUUCAGAGACAAACUUUAGAAACCUUAGGCCAGAUGGAAUCAAGUUCUUGUGUUGUAGAUUGUUUAUAUACUUUAGAAUGAAGCACUCUUGCAUUAUCUGAAAUCUUAGCAAUAUCUUUUAAUGGAAAUAUUUUCUCAGCUUCCUUGUUAUCAGUGCCCAUGUCUUUGCCAUUGUCAUGUGUUCCUAUCUUAUUUUUUUCCUUAGCUUUCUUGUUCUUGUCUUUAAGUCCAUUAUCUGCCUGCUUAUUUCCCAUCUUAGCCUGAUCUAAUCCCUGCUUCUUCAAAAACUCCUCACACAUAGCUUUUACUAACUGUUCUAGGUUUGUAUCAACCACCAUAAUCUGGGCUGUCUUUUUUGGUGUCGAAAAUUUGAAAAUAUUUCUCAGGUGAAAGUAUGUAUGGCAGCCAUGGUGAACACGUAUAUCUGUGUAAGGAGUUGCCAUAUCACAGAGUCAUUGUUAAAAGACAUACUCAUAAUGAAGGAAGUGGAAUUGGAUAUAAGUCCAAUAGUUUCCAUCACAAAGUUGGUCACAGCACUAUACAUAAUAUUAUAGACCCAAUAACAGGCGAUGACAGCAAGCACCAUCAUACCACAUGCUACUUGCAGAAACAUCCUUCUUAUUUAGCUUUCACUUUGUUUGGGAUAGGGUAAGACCUUUUCGGGGUGCCAAAUUGUAUUAGGUGGUUGUUUGUUUAGAUGGAUUAUUGUAAUGUAAGAUUUCUGGGCAAGCUUACAGACCAAUGAGAUAAGGUGGAAUCAGACUCUUGACUCCCUCUUCCCUCUCCCUACCACUUCAGUUAGUCUCUUCAGUUGGAUUCAAACUGGGAUUCAGACUGAGUAAGCUGCCUGAAUAUCUGAUAGAUAACUCACUCUCUUAAAGUUAUUGGAACAAGGAUUUAUUUUAAGGAAGGGGAAGGAAAGGGAAAUUGGAUAGGAGAGAGGGGUUAAGACUUUCCCUGAUCUUAAGCAAAUCUAAAAUUGAGUAAUAAAGUUAUAGAGUCUUGGAUGAGGGAUGUGGCUAACAGUUUUAGGACCUUUUGAGUCAAUUCUUGAUAAUGUAGAGAGAAAGUCAGUAACCAACAAGGAAAGGAUCUUCUCAGUUCUUCCUCUUUCAAGUGCCAGAAGAAAGAGAGAUUUUUUUCCAACAGUUUGGGUGUUUCUUUUAACUGCCUUCUCCUGGUCACAUUCUCCUCUGGAAUGCUCCUUGAUGGACAGCUCUUCAGACUUCCAUCCAUUGCCUCUGUUUGCAGGUUUUUCUUCAAUAUUACUCUCAUAAUACCCAAGGACAAAAACACAGGGGUAGGGGCAACAAGGGCAGCAUGUAAAACCUCCAAACAAGGCAGGAAAAGGAUACUAGGAAACUCCAAAUGGGGGCAGCUUGAUGAUGCCAGGGGGAGGGCUAUGGAUUUUAUAGGGAAGGGCAACAUCUCCCUCUAGUAGGUGUGAUUGAUUUCCCAUCUCUGAUAUAAUAGGCAGAGAGCCAGUACAUAUUGUCAAGGAACACAUGGUUCCAGAGUGGAAUUUUCUAGGAAUAGAGUACAGAAAAGGGUAAUGUUUCUAGUAAACAGGCAGUAGGAGGGUGGGGGAAGUGCCUAGAGAAGUGGUCCUUUGCCACAAGGCGGGACAGACCCUCUCCCCAAAAGAGAUUUGGGGUAGUACUAUUGUCCCUAAAGGGUCUCUCCCCAAAAAUUGACAACUCAGGCAGUCUCCAUAGCCGGGGAACAAGCUUUAUUAUUAAGGGAGGAAGCUUGGUGAAGUAGCCCCGAGGGGUUUUCAAGAAUGCUUUUUAUCUUGCUUGGUUGUCAAGGAAGGAGUUGAUUGUUUGGGUGGCUUCAGCCUCCAGACUGGACUUUAUCAGUGAUUCACAAUGCAAAUGGUAUGCUAACAAUAUGUUAAACAUCCUGGGGUGACUCUAGGUCACUUCUUGGUUAGUUCUGUGCAGGCUCCAAGGAGGGACUGUGCCCAUGCUGAUGGUUCUUUACAGAAUUUGCCUCUCCAGGGUUGCCCACAUCCUCAUAGCAACCCACAUCUGUUUUCCUGGAGCUGCCAAAGCAGAAAUGCUGGAGAGCUUCACACAUCAAGGAAACUGCUGAUUCCAUCCUGAAUAAGUCCUCUGAAAGCCCUACUGAGGCCCUACCCUAUACACAUAAGUCUCUCUUGUAUCUAUUUCUGCUGAAAAACCUAAUGAGUCUUCUUCUGGGUCAGCAGAAUGAAUUUCUCUUGCAACAGUACAUUGUACUGAUGGCUCUUUCUUAAGAAUAGGAUCUAUAAAGUGGAAAAGGCUCAGAGGAUUUAUUCUUGACAUUUUCCUACUAAAUAUCAACAUGCUUCUUAAGAGGGCUUGGGGGAAUAUAGCGUGGUUGAACAGGAAAGCAGAUACAGAAAUACAGCGAAGGGAUGUGUAAUUGGCAACACAGCAUGUAGGAAUUUCCUUCAUUUGAUCUCUUCCUCCAUCACAACAGAUAUAAACGGAAAGAGGUUUCAGUGGGUUGCGGAAAGGUCCUUUGGGAUCUUAAUUAUUUGAGUGUCAUGGAAAAGUGGAAAAGGGCAUGUUGGGAGGGCACUGGGAUAGCAACAUCAUUAAAUAACCCUUAGAAGGGCACCUGGACCAAACUGAAAAUGCCUCAGGGAGUCUACUUCCCUUCUAUCCCUGCCAGCUCCCCUAUUUAUAUUGGCUGCUGGGGCAUCAGACCCCAGCCACUGAGCUUGGUAAUAGGCAUUGUCCUUUGAUGCUUUCAUUGAAAAGGGACUAACCAAAAGAGGGAAGAUGAGGUCUUGAAACCGCACCACAUAAGAUUCAAUUAAAAAAAGAGAUUUAAGCAGACUUAAAAAAAGAAACUAUCUGAGCUUUCCUUAUGGAAAAAGACUAGAUUUAUUUUGCUCAUUCCCAGGGAACAGUGGGUUGAAGUUGCAAGGAAGCAAAUUUAGGUUAAAAAUAAACUCUAACAACUGAGGCUUGAUCAAACAUUUUCAGGCAUCUUGGGCAGACAGGAGGGAGAUUGGUACUACUGGAGAUCUUCAAGGAUAAUUACUUGUCAGGGAAACUGGAGAGGUGGAGUUGAAGUGGCUUCUAAUCCCUUCUAAUGCUAAAUUCUAAAAGGUCUGGAAAAGACCUGUUACUGGAAGGCCAUACCCCAGCUAUUAAAUGUCUGGGGAAGCCAUCUUGAAGGAGAGUAAAUAAGCACUGCCCAGAUGCAGAGAGAAUAUCAAGCAGAAUGAGAGACAUCUCCAAGGGGUGUUUGCCCCAGAGCUUCUAGACCAAUGGAGAGUGACUAAUGGUCAAGAAUAACAAUAGUCUAGCACUAGGGAGAAAAGGCAAUAACAUGGAAUUAGGGAGAGAGGGAUCUGCUUUGAAGUGGGUACUUUCUCUAACUCUUAUAUAUGUGAACCCCUGGGGCUAGAAGAAUCAUACCAAAGAAUGCUUCAGAAAGAGAGGCAUUUUGGCCUAGUGCUACAACUGAGCUGUAAACACACCGCCAAGACAAGAGAUUCCAAAGUUUUCCAAUGGAUGAUAUUGGAAAAGUUUGUUCCUUUGUAAAAAGAGUAAGUGCCAUCAACUCAGGAGAGCUUCAGAAAGAAAACAGGCUGGAAAAAGAACUGCAGGGAAAAGAUUAGCAAAAAGGACCUUCCAGAAACCACCACCACCUUCUGGGAACUGAGUAGAGUUAUACUAAGUUGAACUCCAAGGAACAUCUCCCAAAGCAGACAGGGAUGCUCUGACCAAGCAAGCUGAGCCAGAUAAGAACUGUGAGACUAUGUAGGUUUCUGGGGGAAGGGUUACUCAUUGGUGAGUAUUGGUAUUUUCUAUGGGCUCUCACGAGGACUAUAGGUUUCUGUUAACCCUUUUAAGUUGGUUACUAUUUGGAGCCUUAUGCACCUGUGUACUUGUGAGGGAAGUCAGCAACUCUACUUCAGAAAGGAAUCAGAUAGUGAAGUUCCCCGAUCAUCUGGGUAAGGAGCUCUUGAGAAGUCCCCCAAAGUUUUUUCUCAGGCCUUUUAGGCUAGGAAGAGAGCCUCUGACACAUUAUUUACACCCAUUUUAAAGAAAAAAAUUGGGAACUAUUUGCCUGAAAUGGUGAAGGCUAUAGAAAAGACCCAAUAACAAUCUCUCCAUAUUAAGGAUUUUUUUAAGCAGAACAGGACCAACUCUCCUUCAACUUUGCAGAACAGAAAAAUGUUUAAACUGCAUGAUCUUUAGUUUAGAUAUAAGGAUUUUCAAAUAGUGAGAACUACUGAACACUAAAAUGGGUUACUGAAGUUAAAGAAUCUCUCUUUUUGGAAGUCUUUUAAAAAGAUAACCUUAUUCUCUCUCUCAAGACAGCUUAAUACAGCCCUUCUUGGAGUUAGGAAACAGGCUAGAUGAUUUAAUAUCGCUUUUAGGUUUAGGGUUCUCGCUUUAAUCAAAUAGAAUUUCCCUGUGUAAAAGUUCACCUUGGGUUCAUUUAAGUGUUCUGGAAUAAAAUAAUAACAUAUUAAGCCUUUGAA
This is a messenger RNA of Monodelphis domestica (gray short-tailed opossum), 13559 nucleotides long. RefSeq names its product scaffolding CK1 anchoring protein A (gene SACK1A). NCBI's taxonomy places the organism in Eukaryota, Metazoa, Chordata, Mammalia, Didelphimorphia, Didelphidae. The record is from RefSeq and is a predicted model, not a curated record. Gene Ontology annotation, biological process: epidermal growth factor receptor signaling pathway. Gene Ontology annotation, molecular function: protein kinase binding.